This is a messenger RNA of Mauremys mutica (yellowpond turtle), 4391 nucleotides long. RefSeq names its product myotubularin related protein 14 (gene MTMR14). The record is from RefSeq and is a predicted model, not a curated record. The coding region runs from base 4 to 1956 and encodes 650 amino acids. Gene Ontology annotation, biological process: dephosphorylation. The transcript has 18 exons. Gene Ontology annotation, molecular function: phosphatidylinositol-3-phosphate phosphatase activity. NCBI's taxonomy places the organism in Eukaryota, Metazoa, Chordata, Testudines, Geoemydidae.
GGGAUGGCGGCGGGGGCCCGGGGCUGCCCCCAGGCGGGCUCCGGGGAGCGGGCUCUGGCCGAGCUGCUGCUCGAGUUCUCUCGGGCGCAGUAUCGGGCCAAGGACGGGGGCGGCGGCGGGGCCGGGAGCAGCGCGAAGGUGGAGAGGAUUGAGAAGCGCUGCCUGGAGCUGUUUGGCAGGGACUAUUGCUACAGCCUGAUACAGAAUGUGAAUGGGGAAAUUUGUGGCCACUAUCCCCGGCAGAUCGUCUUCCUAGAGUACGAGAGCACUGACAGGGAGCGGAACAUGUUUGAGAGCACUGUGCAGGUCAGCAAACUGCAGGACCUCAUCAACCGCAGUAAAAUGGCCAGAUGUAGAGGACGAUUUGUCUGCCCGGUCAUUCUGUACAAGGGAAAGCAUGUCUGUCGGUCAGCGACCCUGGCUGGAUGGGGGGAACUGUAUGGACGUACUGGGUACAACUACAUUUUCUCAGGGGGCUCUGACGAUGCAUGGGCUGAUACCGAAGACCUUUCAGAAGAAGAUUCUGUGUUCAGGAAUGCAGACUCCCAGCUGUUUGACAAGGUCCGAGGACAUGACAUCAAGCUGCUUCGAUACCUGUCUAUCAGAUAUAUCUGUGACCUAAUGGUGGAGAACAAGAAAGUGAAGUUUGGCUUAAAUGUGACGUCUUCCGAGAAAGUGGACAAAGCUCAGCGCUAUGCUGAUUUUACCCUCCUCUCCAUCCCAUAUCCAGGCUGUGAAUUUUUUAAGGAGUACAAAGACCGGGAUUACAGAGCUGAGGGUCUCGUAUUUAACUGGAAGCAGGAUUACGUAGAUGCUCCAUUAAGUAUCCCAGUGUCUCUGACUCGGUCUUUGAACAUUGACUGGAGUGAGUACCAGAGCUGGGACCUGGUGCAACAGACACAGAACUACCUGAAGCUGCUGAUCUCACUCAUCAAUGGGGACGAUGACAGCGGGCUCCUGGUACACUGUAUAUCCGGCUGGGACCGAACCCCUCUCUUCGUCGCCCUCCUGCGCCUCUCCUUGUGGGCUGAUGGGCUUAUCCAUGCCUCGCUGGAGCCUGCGGAGAUUCUUUACCUGACAGUGGCCUAUGACUGGUUCCUUUUUGGGCACAUGUUGGUUGAUCGGCUCAGUAAAGGAGAGGAGAUUUUCUUUUUCUGCUUCAAUUUUCUGAAGCACAUCACCUCGGAGGAGUUCUCUGCUGUGAAGCUGCAGAGGAGGAAGAGCCUGCUGCCUGGCUUCACGGUGGAAGAAAUCUGCAUGCUCAGUGAGUGCUGUCCCGGAACGCCGGCCACUCCCCUGGAGCAGAGGGAUCGGGGCAGCACCACGAGCCUGAGCAGUGACUUCUCCCUAGUGCUGGAGAGUUCACCAGGAGCAGCUGGGAGCUUCACCUCUGAGGCUGUGGAGCUGAUGCCAGCUGGCGCACAGACCCAGGCCGCUUGGAAGAAGAGCCGCACAUCCUCUCCCCAAACGGUGCUCUGGAGUCGGACCCCACAGUCUGAAGACAGACCGCCUUACCAGGAAGCAAAGUCCUCUAGCUCCUCCUCCUCAAACCAUUCUGACACCUUCCUGAGGGUUGGAAGCAGCCCACUGGAGGUCCCGAAACCCAGAGUCUUCCAGCUCGUCAUUACGCUGAUCCGUGACUUCCCCAGGAACUCUGAGCACAGCUCUUCUAACGUGACCAGUCCUGUUCAUACUGGCUCCAGCCCUGGCUGCCUUGUGGAGACGGUUGUGUGUAAUGGGCUGAGUUGGACUCUUGUUCCCUUGGGCAAUUGGAAUAUACAGGCUCCCACACAAGAGCGUGGGGUGGGGUGGGGUGAAUCGGGGCUGGACUCUGCAGCAGUAAAUACUGGAGCCAGGAGCGCAGAGGAGAACAUCAGUAAUAAGGCUGAGGGGAUCAAGUCAGCUGUGUGCAGACAGCUGGAACCUCUCUCGGCCAGCAGCUCCAGCACAGAGUAGAGAUGUGCUUCCCUUGAUACAGAAGCAGCUUGGAUUUCCUCUCCACCCCUGUGUCCCCGAACGCCAGCUGUAAGCUCAUGGCUGGGUGACCCUAGGGAAAGAGGUGCAGUUGGCAGGGCAGCAGUUGAUCUAGUCCUCUGGAUCCAGUUACACUGCUCCAGCUCCCACUUCCCCGCUGAAUCCAGCCACGCCUUGGUCCACACACAGCCUGCUCCAGCUCCCACUUCCCCGCUGAAUCCAGCCACGCCUUGGUCCCUACACAGCCUGCUCCAGCUCCCACUUCCCUGCUGAAUCCAGCCACGUCUUGGUCCCUACACAGCCUGCUCCAGCUCCCACUUCCCUGCUGAAUCCAGCCACGCCUUGGUCCCUACACAGCCUGCUCCAGCUCCCACUUCCCCGCUGAAUCCAGCCACGCCUUGGUCCCUACACAGCCUGCUCCAGCUCCCACUUCCCCGCUGAAUCCAGCCACGCCUUGGUCCCUACACAGCCUUCCGUCCUUCUCCAGGGAUUGAGCUGAUCACUCCUGGGCGAGCCGGGGGCAUGGUCCAAAUACACCCUCCUAAUUAGAGACUGACAUGGCUGGGGCCUUCCCCUUGGCCUGAACUCCAUGAAUGGUGUCUGCAUGUCCUAUUGCUCGGGAGAGGAAGGGAUUGCAUUGCCUCACUCAGCACUGCUGGUGCCUCCUCUCUGGCUACGUGAAUCCAGGUCACAGAGGGUCUAUAACAAUCUCCAGCUGAAGUUCUACCUGGGGAUGGGGGGAACAUACAUUUGAAUGCAAAAUAGUCAAUAUUAUUAUUUCCUCUCUAGUGUGUUUCAUCAGUAGAUCUCAAAGUGCUUCCCACUCAUCAGUGUAUUUCUCCCUACACCGCCCUGUGAGAGGGGAGAACAUGACUCGCCCCAUGGUAUAAAGGGGGCCUGAGGCACAGAGAAGCUAGGUGACUUGUCCCCGGUCUCCCAUGGCCCAGGCCAACACCCUACCUACUGACCUGUCCAUCCAGCAUCACUGCUGGAGGCAGAGGGGAGCAAGGAGGAAGCCCUUUCCCUUGGCCCCUUACGAACAGUGUUCAGCAGCCAGACACUUGGCUGGAGUGUCCUCACGGGAGUGGCUGGAGUCCACUGACUGCUGCCAGAAAUGCUCUUGUCUCUACAGCUGGAGGCUGGUUCCUGGGGAAGGUCUAAACUGAGGAAAUAACUGCACUUGACUAUCUAAUCCUCUGGCCAUGUGGUCAUGGCAACAAAACACUUAGCCACGCAGCAGCAGCAGGGGAGACAUGGACUGUUCUUAGUGGGCCAACAGCACUUCAAGCAGCUAAUCCCAGUUGUUCCAGGUGCAGCCAGAAUGGAGAGCAGAGUAAUGCCGACAGACGUGUAGUGGAGGAAGGGGAAGGGCACCAGGAUGACCCUUUAGGUGUUUCCACUGGGGCAUCCUCGAAGGAAAUGUUGCAUAUGUUACACUUGGCCAGUGUGUGGGCUUCUCCAGGGGCUGGAGCUUCUGUCAUACUAAUAAUGUGAUUAGUGGCCCAUGACCCAGUCCAAAGGCAUCGUCAGAUGUCAGGUCUCUGGUUGACAGAAAACCACUUCCCACCACACCUCUGCAUAGGCUGUGUCCCAAACUUGCCAGGCAUUUGCAGAGCAGGGCAUGAUGGUCUCUCCAGCUGAUUCCUUGUGCCCGUGUGGACUGAGCUGUCGACAGUGCCCUGGAGCUCAUGUUUCACAUUACUGCUGGGAGUAGUAGCUGGUGAAGCUGUAGAAAAAUGCAGUGUGUCUGUGUUGGGGCAUUGACUUGCGAGCACACACCUCGUGACGCUGGAUUAGCAAACUGGACAAACGUUGCCCGUGCUUUCGUUAAGUCUAUUAACCAACCCUGGUGUGCUGUGUUCUGUUAAGAGGCAAGGAACCCAGCCCGGGGUCUUCUGGUGGUUGCGUGAAUCACAGGAAAUCCUAGCUCUUUAGAUGCUGCUGCAGCCAGUUCAGUAAAGUGCUCUGACUGCAAAGAGCGGCACCCCAAUGGAUGUGGCUACUCAGUGGAAUCUGUGGAUGCCGUAGUUGGUGACCAUAAUGUAUUCUCUUCAGCCCCCACUGGGAAAUUUUUUCUCACAGUUGCUUUGAGGUGCUUGGUAGCUAGAGGUUUUACCAUGUCUGUGCUGGGCAUCUGUCAUUCUCUAUGUCCUAAAGAAAAACGAGGCCCAAAGCUUGCCAGGACCAGGACUGAAACACCUGACUGCAGAAGGAAAUGAGGAGUCUUUCCAGAACUGAAGCUCUAAUUAUGCUACAAAUUGAACUGAUACUGUGGCGAAGAGUGUGACAUUGCCAAGAUCCUGACUGAGGUCCCAGAAGACUGGAGAAGGGCUAACGUUGUGCCCAUCUUUAAAAAGGGGGGAAAGGAGGAGCCAGGGAACUAUAGACCAGUCAGCCUGACUUCGAUACCUGGGAAG